GUCAGAAAUUUGCGGCACGGCUCGAUGGCCGCGCCCCCCCGCCUGCUGCUGUGGGUCAGCCGUCCUCGGUCUGUUGACGAGCCAGUGAAGAGCGGGCCCACGGGCUGCUGCGCGGGAUGAGAUGGAGGGGGGCAGGAAGCAGAAGGAGCAGAAGGAGGACGGACGCGGGCGCGGAGGGCGGAGAAGCAGGUGGAGCAUGCCCCUCGAGAGAGAGGACUCGGUGGGGAAGCCAGCGCUGAGCCCACAGGAAUUCGCUUGGCUUUCGCAAAAGUAUCUCCACAGCGAGCCUUACACUUUCGGCCAGGGCGGCGAUUCAGGCGUCUCCGAUACGACAAGCCCAUCAAGGAAGAAACUGGUAUGCCAGCAUGCACCAGGAAGGUGGGAACACGCACGGCCGAGUUCACAGGUGGAAUACACCGAGGCCGCGCAGUGGAAACGCGUGGCCUGAGCCCCACGUGCCCAGCCUCCGAAAGGCCGAGCGCUGGAAAGACGCACGGCCGCGUGCCUAUAGCUCGCGCCCAGGCCGCCCGCGAUGCACCCAGCUAAGCUUAGGUCGGACGUGUCCCCCUACUGGCGAAUUUUGGACGCAAGGUAAAACACUGUCGUAAAAUAUUCAAACAAAAACCGACCAAAGAACGCGCGCUUUC
Messenger RNA from Prorocentrum cordatum, 647 nucleotides. NCBI's taxonomy places the organism in Eukaryota, Dinophyceae, Prorocentrales, Prorocentraceae. The record is from the annotation of a GenBank genome assembly.